Messenger RNA from Mercenaria mercenaria, 830 nucleotides. RefSeq lists its product as uncharacterized. The record is from RefSeq and is a predicted model, not a curated record. The coding region runs from base 347 to 736 and encodes 129 amino acids. NCBI's taxonomy places the organism in Eukaryota, Metazoa, Mollusca, Bivalvia, Venerida, Veneridae. The transcript is spliced from 3 exons.
UUUAAAUCAAUGUAUUAAGAGAGAUUAGUGUGUUAAUGAUUUUAAUUAGUUAUUAAUUCUGUUUGAUCUUUCUUUGAUGUUAUAAACAUCUAAGUUAAUUGUUUGUUCACUGUAAGCUGUGUUCAACUCAUUAAAGUAAACUGGUAAGACAAUUAAAAUGCAAACUGUAAAACAAUGGGAAGAUUUCCCAAUAAAUACUGACCAGACAACAGACCCAAGCCAAAACACUUUGACUUUGUAGAGAAACACAUUGAGCAGAAUUAUACCAAGCUGACUAGAAGACCUCAUUAUACUAGAGAACAAAAGUACCAUCAAUAAUACACUAGAGAACAAAACAAUUAUAAACAUGGAUGUCAUGACAGCAGCUUCAACUCUACGCAACCAGCUGGUGGCUUUACACAACAGUGACAAAACAGUCUCUCAGUUAGACAGUGGUAUUACCAUUCUAGGUCAGCAGUGCCUGAUGUCAGCUAUAGAAGAUAACAAGUUUCAGCAUCUGUGUCUGCUUCUACGUCUAUCAGUCAGUGAGGGAGUGUGUCACAUGUACAAACAGUAUUCCAACAGGAAGUGGGCUGAGGUACAAUCUACAGCCAAGUCAAUCAAGAUCAGUCUAGAAGCAGAAGAUAAUGAGCAGACUACUCCAGAGAUGACAUCACCAACAGGGGGCAGCACAAGUCCAGACAAGGCUGCUGGAGAGUGGACCAGUGUAUUUUGUGAACAUUCUAGAUAUGAUUGACAGUUGUGUCAGGACAAUGCUGAAAUUCAUUGUUAUGUUAAGAAAUGUUAACUAUUUUUUUUCUUGAUUGAAUGUGCUGUAAAAUGUUUGUGAA